Bufo bufo (common toad) is the source of this 910-nucleotide messenger RNA. RefSeq names its product ficolin-2-like. Bases 62 to 910 code for a protein of 282 amino acids. NCBI's taxonomy places the organism in Eukaryota, Metazoa, Chordata, Amphibia, Anura, Bufonidae. The transcript is spliced from 7 exons. The record is from RefSeq and is a predicted model, not a curated record.
AACUUUAUUUUGAAAGUACUUGUUGCUUCUGGAAGACCGGUGUAAACUUCUUGAGGCCGUCAUGCGUGUGGCAGUACUACUACUGCUGGGAAUGGUGUCCGGGCUCUGUAGCAGUGAUCAGUCAUGUCCGGAAGUGAAAGUUUUAGGGAUUGGGGACACUGACAAAUUGUCUAUUCUUCGAGGCUGCCCUGGUCAUCCUGGCCUUCCAGGUCAAAAAGGAGAUGUUGGGGCACCUGGAGAAAAAGGAGAAAGAGGGGCGACUAAGCCAGUCUAUGCUGCCAGGAACUGCAAAGAAAUACGAUAUCAGGGGGCAGUCCUCAGUGACUGGUACACCAUAUACCCAGAUGGCAGCCGGCCCCUGAAGGUCCUGUUUGAUAUGGACACAGAUGACGGAGGAUGGAUUGUAAUACAGAGACGUUGGGAUGGGUCAGUAGACUUCUUCCGCACUUGGGAUGCUUAUAAGAAAGGCUUUGGCAGUCGGCUAAGUGAGUUUUGGCUGGGGAAUGACAAUAUUCAUCAAAUAACUUUAACAGGAACAUGGGAAUUACGUGUUGAUCUACAAGAUUUUGAAGGCAAAAUCGUGUACGCCAAGUAUGCAAGCUUCAAAGUAUUGGAUGAAUCAGAGAAAUACAAAUUAAUAAUUGGAGCCUAUCAGGAAGGAACUGCAGGAGAUUCUAUGGGAGAUCUAAACAACAUGAAGUUUAGUACUAAAGAUGAAGACACUUAUGAGGGCAGUUGUUCCUUAAUGUAUAAUGGUGGCUGGUGGUAUAGCGAUUGUCACGGGGCAAACCUUAAUGGACUCUACCACCUAGGAGAGCACACAUCCCAUGCAGAUGGCAUCAACUGGUAUACUGGCAGAGGGCAUAACUACUCGUACAAGCAUGCAGAAAUGAAGAUUAGGCCUGUUUAG